This is a messenger RNA of Caenorhabditis remanei, 1776 nucleotides long. RefSeq lists its product as uncharacterized. The transcript has 13 exons. The record is from RefSeq and is a predicted model, not a curated record. NCBI's taxonomy places the organism in Eukaryota, Metazoa, Nematoda, Chromadorea, Rhabditida, Rhabditidae. The coding region runs from base 1 to 1776 and encodes 591 amino acids.
AUGUGUAUUCACUCCAAUCAGAGCCCAGCUCGUCCAGGUUCUCGUAGGGAACGACUUCUACUUUUCGCUUCUGCAACUUGGAUGGUUAAUGGAACAACACAAGCUAUCAACGUCCCUUACCCGGAUUCUGGAGUUUAUGAAAAUUAUAUUCUUCAUUAUCCAGAUGCUACAAGCACUGAAAUUCUUGACAUCAACAUUGAUCAAUUGUACAGUGAAGUGAUGGUUCUCACUGAUGCGAAAAUUGAAAGAGCCUAUGAGUACAUUCUCGAAGAAAGAGAUCCAGGAAACUCCACAACCAAUGUUCUGAUUACUGUCGGUGUUGAUGAUCAAGCAGUAUUCGAUGGAAGUGCCACAUCAUAUCUUCACCAACUUCAAAAUGAUUAUGGUUUUCGUUCCAUCGUUGUCUCAAUUGGUUCACAAGCAAACUAUUUGGGUGACUUGGCUGAAAGCAAGGAUUGGUAUUUCACUGCAACCGAGUCCAACUCCCAAUGGGUCGCUGAUCAGAUUUCCAGAAUUAUUUCUUCAACACCUGUCGGCCCAUCAUGUGCAACUCCGUACACGGGAAGGAUUGUGACGGUGUUCGAAUUGAAUGCAGUUCAACCAGAACUCCAGGAUGUCGUCACAUUUGUCAGGAAUAAUUCGUACAAUUCUGCCAAUUAUGAUUUCACUGGUAUCACUCAAGCAAUAAAUGUUCCUUAUGGUGAUACUGAUAACUAUGGUACAGAUAUUCAAAACUUUGGUGAUUCUAAGAGUUUGAUUGAUCUUCAAAGCAAUAUUGAUACUUUGUUCACGAAUGCAGAUUUGAUUGUGAAUCCUUCAGUUUCAGAUGGACUUGCAUGGCUGCGCAUUAACAGAGAACCGCCAGCAGGUGGGUCGAAUGCAGUUAUUAUUGUAGUUGGCUAUCAUGAGGAUGACAACUUUGGAUUGACUUCUAAUUACAUUAACCAACUGCAUGCUCAAGGAUACAAGUUCAUAUCCGUCGCAGUUGGAGCAAAUCAUGGAAACCUCUCCGCGAUAGCAGAUAAACCCGAAUGGUACUUCCAAGUUGGCGAUUCAAAUGGACAGUCCGUCGCCGAUCAGAUCUCCUCAAUUCUUUGUAGUUGUAAUCCAUCCACAUCUACAGUCCCGCUGGCUUCUCCAGGUACCUCAACUGCUAUGCCGACUAUUGCUCCUGACCAGUGCUACUAUCAAUCGAAUGUUGCCGUUGCGUUUGAAACGUCUAGUACAACUAACGAAAUUGAUCUCCAGAUUCAAAAUUUCAUAACAAAUAACUUGUUCUUCUACAGUGGCGCACCAUACAUUCUUGGUAACAAAACAGAUACAAAGACAGAGCUUUCUUUGGUUCCAUACCCUAAUGAGGAUCAACUUAUUCCAUAUAUGACCUAUGGAGAAGCUUCAACUGCAACUGAAAUCAAUACUCUGAUGAGCCUAUUCCAACAAUUAUCACAAGGACCGUCUUCAAUUGCUGAUGCAUUCAACAUUAUACCCAAGAAUUCAAGAAUUGGACCACCAGGAUUUGUGAUUCUUGUGGCUAACUCAGCGGACUCUGUUCAGAAUGCAAUUGCUUCUGCUACAAACCUAAAGAAUCUUGGUUUCAAAAUUAUCACAGUUGCAUACAAAUCGUCUGGAUCGUUUAAGGACUUAUCAUCUGAUCCAAAUUACAACUUCCAAAUUCGUCAAGAUGCGGAUCAAAGUGCGGUCGCAAUGGCUAUAGGAACCAUUUUGAAUUCCUCUUAUUGUCUUCAAUUCCUUCUUGCCAGCGCCUCUGUUCACUAG